Molecule: messenger RNA, 1173 nt
Organism: Octodon degus (degu)
Lineage: Eukaryota; Metazoa; Chordata; Mammalia; Rodentia; Octodontidae
Gene: Plpp1
Product: phospholipid phosphatase 1
Exons: 6
Coding region: 72-911 (279 amino acids)
Biological process (GO): phospholipid dephosphorylation; phospholipid metabolic process; signal transduction
Molecular function (GO): phosphatidate phosphatase activity
Source: RefSeq, a predicted model, not a curated record
CCGCCGCCCGCGCUGAGCAGCGCCCGCCGAGACCAUGUUCGACAAGACGCGGCUGCCGUACGUGGCCCUGGAUGUGCUCUGCGUGGUGCUCGGUACGUCGGCGGCCCGGGGCUUCCAUGCCUAUGGCUGUUCUAAAUUUGGGCCAAAUAUAUCCAUUUCAGAGAGGCUUUUUCUGUAAAGACAGCAGCAUCCAGUACCCGUACCAUGACAGUACCGUCACAUCCACUGUCCUCACCAUAGUGGGGCUGGGCUUACCCAUUUCCUCUAUGAUUAUUGGAGAAGCCCUGUCUGUGUACUGUAACCUCUUGCACUCAAAUUCCUUCAUCAGGAAUAACUACAUAGCCACUAUUUACAAGGCCAUCGGCGUCUUUCUGUUCGGUGCAGCUGCGAGUCAGUCCCUCACCGACAUCGCCAAGUAUUCAAUAGGCAGGCUGCGGCCCCACUUCCUGGCUGUUUGUGACCCUGAUUGGUCUAAAAUCAACUGCAGUGAAGGUUACAUUGAGAACUACAUAUGUCGAGGGAAUGCAGUCAAAGUUAAGGAAGGCAGAUUGUCGUUCUACUCAGGCCACUCAUCAUUCUCCAUGUACUGCAUGGUCUUCCUGGCACUUUACCUUCAAGCCAGGAUGAAGGGAGACUGGGCAAGACUCUUACGCCCUACGCUGCAGUUUGGCCUUAUUGCUGUAUCCAUUUAUGUGGGCCUUUCUCGCGUUUCUGACUACAAACACCACUGGAGUGAUGUGCUGACUGGACUUAUUCAAGGAGCUGUCGCUGCAGUACUGGUUGUUGCAUACGUGUCAGACUUUUUCAAGGAGAAAAACUCUUUUAAAGAAAGAAAGGAGGAGGACUCUCAUACCACUCUGCACGAAACCCCAACAGCAGGCAAUCACUACCGGAGCAAUCACCAGCCCUAGAGGGUGGCACAUGACACUGGCCUGCUUUUUAAAGGAAAACUUCAACUGGAAGGCGAGAGGAUGGAUCUUUCUGCCUGUGUACAGGCCUUCACAGACUGCCACCGCUGCUACUAUACCUCGUGGAUGCCCCCUUCAUCUGUGUAAAUAGUUCCAGUCAACACAAUGUUAUCUAAUAGCUGAAGUUCUUUCAAGAAAUUUCAAGCUUUCCACUAAAACAAUGCUCCACCUGUACAUUUUUAUUAAAAAAUGUAAUGCUUAUGUA